AUGGAGCAUUCGGCCCCUCCUGCCCCUGGUCUGUCCCCUGCAUUCGGCCCCUCCUGGCCCUGGUCUGUCUCCUGCAUUCGGCCUCUCCUGCCCCUCCUGCCACUGGUCUGUCUCCUGCAUUCGGCCUCUCCUGCCCCUCCUGCCCCUGGUCUGUCUCCUGCAUUCGGCCUCUCCUGCCCCUGGUCUGUCUCCUGCAUUCGGCCUCUCCUGCCCCUCCUGCCCCUGGUCUGUCUCCUGCAUUCGGCCUCUCCUGCCCCUGGUCUGUCUCCUGCAUUCGGCCCCUCCUGCCCCUGGUCCGUCUCCUGCAUUCGGCCCCUCCUUCCCCUGGUCCGUCUCCUGCAUUCGGCCCCUCCUGCCCCUGGUCCGUCUCCUGCAUUCGGCCCCUCCUGCUGGCCCCUGGUCUCCCGCAUGUUUCGGACAGCUGCGGAGAAGCCGAUCCUGCAGGAAGAGAAGCAUCCUGCAGAAGAGAUGAGAGGACUGAGAGCUGAGUGGACGGAGAGGAACAGCUGGAGUCUGACCCGUGUCUGGAGGUCCGCUGUGCUGACGGACGGCUGCUCUAACAGGCCGCGAUUGGCUCUAAUCUCACCUGAGCUGCUGCACACUGGGUCUCUGCAGCUUCUGUCCCAGACUAUUCACUAA
Messenger RNA from Knipowitschia caucasica, 639 nucleotides. Lineage: Eukaryota; Metazoa; Chordata; Actinopteri; Gobiiformes; Gobiidae. The record is from the annotation of a GenBank genome assembly.